Messenger RNA from Amphimedon queenslandica, 2825 nucleotides. RefSeq names its product ATP-dependent DNA helicase DDX11-like. Bases 18 to 2639 code for a protein of 873 amino acids. The transcript has 25 exons. Gene Ontology annotation, biological process: establishment of sister chromatid cohesion; nucleobase-containing compound metabolic process. Gene Ontology annotation, molecular function: hydrolase activity, acting on acid anhydrides, in phosphorus-containing anhydrides; DNA binding; ATP binding. The record is from RefSeq and is a predicted model, not a curated record. Gene Ontology annotation, cellular component: nucleus. Lineage: Eukaryota; Metazoa; Porifera; Demospongiae; Haplosclerida; Niphatidae.
GGGCGGGGCUAGGAAUCAUGGCAGCCAUGGAAGCCCCAGCUGACUUUCCUUUUCCCUUCAAGCCGUAUAGUAUUCAAACUGAUUUCAUGAGGAGUCUCUAUAGUACACUAGAGGAAGGUAAAGUUGGACUUUUUGAAAGCCCAACAGGGACGGGUAAAUCAUUGAGUAUAAUAUGUGGUUGUUUGAAGUGGUUAAUGGAUCAUCAAGAGAAAGAGACCAAGAGAUGUGAAGCUAUCUUGUCUGGUGACGUUUCUGUACUACCUCUUAGUGAUAAAAAUGAGAAGAAAAGUGUAGUUGAUGAUUGGUUUGCUGAAUAUGAUCAACGUAAGAGGCUAAGAGAUGAAGCAUUUAAAAUGAAGUUAGCAGCUGACAAGAGGAAGCAGAGACAAGAAAGGAUUAGUUUAUUGAAGGAACGUUAUGGAACAUCUCUUUUUAGUAAAAGACAAGCAACAGUUAAAAAUGAAAAGAUGUCAAUUACUGAUGAGCAAGUUACAGUAGCGUCAUCAGCAGACAAUGAAUUGCUAUUAGAUGAAUAUCAUAGUGAUGAUGAGCAUAUGGAGCAUAAUGAUAGUUUUGAAUCUGAUUGUGAUAUUGAGGAUGAAGAUCAGACUGUUAAAAUAUUUUAUGCUAGUAGGACACACUCUCAAUUGACUCAGUUUGUUCACGAGGUUAAAAAAACUUCUUACAAGGACACUGUGUCUGUGAUUCCACUUGGGUCACGUCAGACAUGCUGCCUGAAUAAAAGUGUAACAAAAUUGCAGUCAAUCAGUCUCAUUAAUGAAAGAUGCAUCGAACUACAAAAAAAUAAGAAAAAAUCAUCAACUCGUGAUAAUGAUACUGUGAAGACAAAGAGACACAGAACAGUUAAUAGUGAUGGCUGUGAUUAUUAUAAAUUAAAUAAUAUUGAAACAAUGAGAGAUCUGGCAUUAGAUGAAAUACAAGAUAUUGAGCAGUUGGUUACAUUAGGUAGAGAUAUAUCUGGUUGUCCUUAUUAUGCUACAAGAUACGCUGUACCACACGCUCAACUAAUUGUACUUCCUUAUAAUAUUCUUCUUCAUUCUAAUACACGUGAUGCUGUUGGUAUUAAAUUGAAAGGAAAUAUUGUGAUUAUUGAUGAAGCACAUAAUCUUAUAGAUACAAUAUCAUCAAUACACUCUGUACAUAUCACAAUGCAUCAAAUACAAAAGACUCAUUCUCAAUUAUUACAGUAUAGAGAUCGCUAUCAAUCAAGACUCAAAGCAAAGAAUCUUAUGUAUAUUGAUCAAAUAUUGUUUGUUUUAAUUUCAUUCCAAAGACUCCUUACCCGUUCCUCUGAUACUCCUAAUCCUCAUACCAGUACUGGCACUAUCAAUCAAUCCCAACAAGAGCAUUGUGAGUUGGUGAGACUAAAUGAGUUCCUUCUAAAAGCAAAGAUUGACAAUAUAAACAUGUUCAAGUUAUUACAAUAUUGCAAGAAGAGUCAGAUUGCUAAGAAAUUGAAUGGAUUUGCUGAAAGUUAUCAAAGAGAUGAAGCCACUAUUAAAGAUGAUAUAGGUGCUAAUACUAGUUCCAGUGUUGUAAGACACCAAGGAGAUAUUGAUAGAGAUGGCAUUAGAUCUCCUCUAAUGAUAAUCCAACAGUUUAUAGAAUCAUUAACGACUGCUGAUCAAGACUGUCGUAUUGUUAUUAAGCAAAGUAAUGAUUCUUCCAGCCAAUCAAGCUUGAAAUACUUGUUAUUGAACCCGUCAGUUCACUUCACUGAUAUUGUAAAAGAGGCUAGAGCUGUUGUUCUUGCUGGAGGUACAAUGCAACCAUUUUCUGAUUUUAAAGAGCAACUCUUCACUGGAGCUGGUGUUCCUAUUGAUAGAUUCUUUGAAUUCUCUUGUGGUCAUGUGAUAGGUGAUGAUCAACUCCUCCCCCUCACUCUUAGUAAAGGUACCAGUGGAUACACUUUUAACUUCAAUUAUGAACAAAGACAAGACAAACAAAUGAUAAUAGAAUUAGGAAGAACUAUUAGUAAUAUUGUGACCAUUGUUCCUGGGGGAGUUGUCUGUUUCUUUCCUUCAUAUGAAUAUGAAAAGCUCGUCUUUAAUAUUUGGGAGAAGAAUGGACUGCUAGAUAGAAUUGCAAAUAAAAAACAAAUAUUUAGAGAACCAAAACUGGCGAGUCAGGCUGAACUGGUGUUGUCUCAAUAUGCAAGAUGUAUUGAAUAUAAUGGAGGUAUAUCAGUCAGCAGUCUAACUGGUGCAUUGAUGUCUUGUGUUGUUGGUGGAAAAUUAAGUGAAGGAAUCAAUUUCUCUGACAAUUUGGGAAGGUGUGUAAUUAUGGUUGGCCUUCCUUAUCCUAAUAUUAAAUCACCAGAGCUUAUUGAGAAAAUGGAAUAUCUUAAUUCUACUCAGAAAGUUGAUGUCAGUAGUAAGUCUCCAGGUCAGAUGCAUUAUGAUAAUCUGUGUAUGAAAGCUGUCAAUCAAUCAAUUGGUAGAGCUAUCAGACACGCUAAUGAUUAUGCUACUAUAAUACUGAUAGAUCAGAGAUAUUCACAUCCAUCAGUUUAUAGUAAACUUCCAAACUGGAUAUCAUCACAGUUAUUAAUUACUACAUCCUUUGGCCAGUCAUUCAGUGCUUUAAGAAAGUUUUUCUUAUCAAAAAAGAACAAGUGAUCUAAUGAACUGCGCCAAUAAUAAACAAUGACAUUAAUUUUAUGUAUGUAUAGUAAUGAAUGUCUUUGUCUUCUACAUUUUAUACAUGUGGCACAAGUGAUGUCCUUCCUCUUGCUUAUAAUGAACAUUAUGUAUCGUCAAACACCACUAAACUACCAUUUUUCAAUUUGCCAAUCUAAAAGAGCA